Messenger RNA from Sceloporus undulatus (fence lizard), 674 nucleotides. It is a transcript of the gene NEDD8, whose product is annotated as NEDD8 ubiquitin like modifier. Gene Ontology annotation, cellular component: cytoplasm; nucleus. The record is from RefSeq and is a predicted model, not a curated record. NCBI's taxonomy places the organism in Eukaryota, Metazoa, Chordata, Lepidosauria, Squamata, Phrynosomatidae. The transcript has 4 exons. Gene Ontology annotation, biological process: regulation of proteolysis; protein neddylation; modification-dependent protein catabolic process. Gene Ontology annotation, molecular function: protein tag activity; ubiquitin protein ligase binding. Bases 41 to 280 code for a protein of 79 amino acids.
GGGUCAGAGGUCGAGGAAGAAUUGAAGAGUCUCUUUCACGAUGCUGAUCAAAGUGAAGACGCUAACUGGAAAAGAGAUUGAGAUCGACAUAGAACCCACAGACAAGGUGGAAAGAAUAAAGGAAAGAGUGGAAGAAAAAGAAGGCAUCCCACCUCAACAACAGCGGCUUAUUUACAGCGGCAAGCAAAUGAAUGAUGAAAAAACUGCGGCUGACUACAAGAUCCAGGGUGGAUCGGUCCUUCAUUUGGUCUUGGCACUACGAGGGGGAGGCCUGCGAUGAUGGAGCAUCAGUACCUGUCUUCUCCCCUGAUGUGCCCCUUUCCCCUCCCCACAAAGGACAGAUUGAGAUGUGGGAAGCCAUUAAGUCAUACUUACCUGCACUCCUACUGUCCUUCCUCCCCCUUCCAGGAAGAAUGGCCGCUGCCUCCUGGGAUCUCUCACAAGCUGUUGUUUAAGGGAGGCGACACUUAUGGGGGGAGAGCAUCCCCGGAUAUCGUAAUGGAGAUUGGCUGUCCCACUGGGCCCAAUUCUCCAACUGCAUUUCCUCCCUAGCAGCUUCUUAAAUGCUGCUAACUUCUUGGUAGUUUAGGGUUUUCUUCUCCUCCGCACCCUUGUUCAAGUGUCUCCUCCCCUCUGUUGGAAUGGCUGAAUGUUUAAUAAAAAUGUUACACGAC